UGCACUCAGAGAGACUGGUGCUGUCCGUUCAGCACCACAGCCCUCAUCUUUCGUUGAAUGCCACACGGGGUGUACGUUUCCCUAAUUAAAAGACGGCGUGGAUUUGGAACUAGGUUUUCAUUAUAUGGAGUCAUAGCCUACACACAUUUUUCAUCAACGCUUUUCGGAAGGGUUUUCGUCUUUGGUUUUGUGAUGUAGCUUAACCAUGAACAUUUAGAUUUUUUCCCAUCCUGUUUCUGGGGCAGGUACAGGCUGUUUCUUGCUUUAGCCCACCUUGCAACUAUAUCAAACAUCCGUUGAGGCAUUGCUUUCUUUUGUAUUAUUAAAAGUUGGGAUUUUUCUGAAUGCUUGAGUGGAGCCUGUGCUUUUUUGCAGGCUGAACAAAAGAAGUCGGGAAGAAAUCUGCUUUCUCUUUUCCUCUUUCAACUCGAGUUCAUGUGUCGGCCAGAUCUCACUGCGUUGCCACGCACAUAUUUUGCAAUAUAAUGCCUGGAACCUGCUCGAGACAUGCCUAAGCGACGCAAUGGGCCAAGGCGACGAGAACGAUCGUAUUGUGAUUAACGUGGGAGGUAUCAGACACCAGACCUACCGUAGCACCCUUCGCACAUUACCGGGCACCCGGUUAGCUUGGCUCGCCGAGCCCGAUGCCCACAGUCACUUUGACUAUGAUCCCAAGAUUGAAGAAUUUUUCUUUGACCGGCACCCGGGUGUGUUUGCCCACAUCCUCAAUUACUAUAGGACCGGGAAGUUGCACUGCCCUGCAGAUGUUUGCGGCCCGUUGUACGAGGAGGAGUUGGCGUUCUGGGGUAUCGAUGAGACUGACGUGGAACCAUGUUGUUGGAUGACUUAUCGGCAACAUCGAGAGGCAGAGGAGGCAUUGGAUAGUUUUGGGGGUGGGCCCCCCGAGAAUUCAGAGGAGGAUGGGGAUGAGGAAACGCUGGGAAUGAUCAAUAGGUUGGCUCUUGAUGGACCAGAUGCCAAAUCCGGGGGGCAUUGGCGACGUUGGCAGCGUUUGCUUUGGGCACUUUUCGAGGAUCCCUAUUCUUCUAAAUAUGCAAGGUGGAUAGCCUUCGCCUCCCUGUUCUUCAUCCUGGUUUCCAUCACCACCUUCUGCCUGGAGACACACGAGGCCUUCAACCCCAUCAUCAACCGGACGGAAAUUGACCCGCUGGACAACAGCACGCGGGUCUACCAGGAGACUGAGACCGUGGUCUUCCUCACCUAUAUUGAGGGGGUCUGUGUGCUGUGGUUUACAUUUGAGUUCAUAAUGCGAGUGACGUUCUGUCCGAGCAAGCUGGAGUUUUUCCGUAACACCCUCAACAUCAUUGACUUUAUUGCCAUCAUGCCCUUCUACCUGGAGGUUGGGCUGAGUGGGCUCUCUUCCAAGGCGGCUAAGGAUGUACUGGGUUUCCUACGUGUGGUACGCUUUGUCCGGAUCCUCCGGAUCUUUAAGCUGACUAGGCACUUUGUGGGACUGCGUGUCCUGGGUCAUACACUCCGAGCCAGCACCAAUGAGUUCCUGCUCCUCAUCAUCUUCCUCGCCCUGGGUGUGCUCAUCUUCGCCACUAUGAUCUACUAUGCUGAAAGGAUUGGUGCCAAGCCCAAUGACCCCCGAGCCAGCGAGCACACACACUUCAAGAACAUUCCUAUUGGAUUCUGGUGGGCGGUGGUGACCAUGACAACCCUUGGCUAUGGAGACAUGUACCCUCAGACAUGGUCUGGCAUGCUGGUGGGAGCGCUGUGUGCUCUGGCUGGUGUGCUGACUAUCGCCAUGCCAGUGCCUGUUAUUGUCAAUAACUUUGGGAUGUAUUACUCCCUGGCGAUGGCCAAGCAGAAGUUACCAAAGAAAAAGAACAAGCAUAUCCCCCGUGCCCCACUUCUGGGCUCCCCCAAUUACUGUAAGUCGGAGGUAACCUCACCUCACCACAGCACGCAGGACGACACAUGGCCCCUGGCCCCACAAGAACCACCAGAAGAGAUCUUAGAAGUAAACAGAGCAGCUCCACAAGCUGUUUUUCAAGAUCCCAAAGUGAACGGGGAAACAUCCAAGGAGUCAGCCAAGAGAGCAGCCAAGGAGUUAGCCAAGGAGUCAGCCAAGGAGUCAGCCAAGGAGUCAGCCAAGGAGUCAGAAAAAGCAGCGCUGGCCAAUGAAGACUGUCCCCACAUAGACCAGAUCAUGUCACCUGACGAUGGCCAGGUCUUAAGCCCUAUUGACCGGUCCGAGCAGCAGCCCUGCUUCCUCCUGGCCAUGGGCGGGCGGCCAGGCCACACGGCGGCCAGAGUCAGGAAGGCAUCCCGCCCAGGCCGGGCCAGGCGAUCACAGAACACAGACCAGUCAGUCUGUGUUAUGAACCAUGGUGUCCCAACCACACUGUGUGUGGGCCACAACGUCCCAUCCCCCGACUGAUAAUGCUCUUAGUCUGUUUGUUGUACAUAGAUGACCAGUGCCAGGGGGGUGCUGACGUGGACAGCUGGACAUGCUGCCGGCCCAGCCUUAAAUGUCACCCAGAAGAGUUGUGGUUCUCAAACCUUUCUCAUUGGCUGCUUUACCUAUGACUGGUUGAUUUCAUGCUGUACACACUUGAGUAAGAAUGAACGUUGUGUGUGUGUGUGUGUGUGUCUUUGUGUGUGUGUGUGCGUGUGUGCGUUCUUGUGUGCAUGUAUGUGUUUAUUGAAGUUUGUUUGUUUUCUAUAAGUGUUGUAUAUCUGCUUCUCUUCCUUGUGUCUGACUUCAUGUAACUAUGUUGGAGAAAUAAUCAAGUGUCAUGUUGACCCCAGUAACACAGUCAUUUUUAUCCCUGAGUUAAAACUUGCCAAAUACUUGUUUUCAGGCUGUUUUUGUCAUACCACAUCUGAGUUGCCUUUUAUAGAUAUUUACUCUCAACUUUCCUUUGAGAAAUGUUGAAUGCCCUCACUUUCUACACAUUAAGGUUUGAGUGUAAGAAAAAUGAAUUCAGCAAAGUGAUCAUAACUGCAACAAUGACGUUUGUUUUUUAUGUCAUAAAAUGUCACUUGCCCUAAAUUCAGCUGUAGUUGUGCUUUAAAUUAGUUUGUUAUCCCCAGUUAUACAAACAAUUGACGCAUUUCUUGCCGAAAUAUGUAUUGGCUGUAUGGCACCCAUGCCUGCAAAGGGAACCUUGCAGUUAUCAGCAAUGGAAAGAAACAUUUAUUUGAGGUAUUUCUUACAAAUAUUACUCUGUUAACUUGCUGCAAGGUGGAAAACUGUCAUCCAGACAAUGUGCGGUGGAUUUCAUAUACAGUACAUACUGCACUCAGAACAAGGCUUUGAUAUGCAUGUACUUAAUGUACAGUAUGUGAUCAUGAGACUAACAGAGAUCAAGCACUCACAUAAGUAAUUGCAAAACUGGUUUUGAUGGGAUAAAAAGAAAACAAUUACCCAUGUUGUAACUACCUAGUAAAUGACAACUGGUUGGUUGGUAUCUGAACUCACUUUCAAUACUACUUUAUGUGUUACACUAUUUCUACAUUGUUUUCACAAGCGUAUGUUUUCACAAGCUUUAGGCUUUGCUUUUCUAGUUAGCUAUAUAAUAUGGACUAAUAUCUCCUUUGUCACCUGGCUUAAUGUGUCAAAGAGCCAGGUUAUUACCAAUAUGUUGCAUGAGCAAGCUGUGGCACCUGAUACCAUUAUUGGCAUUGAGAUGUGUAAGUGAGAGAGGAUGAGGAACAGUUUUCCACUGUUUACAUGAACUCAGUCUGAAUGCCCAUAUUAUAAAGAAAAAUCCACUUUGCUGCAAAGUCGUCACAUUUUCCUUUUACCAACUCCCAGGGGGAUUAUUCAGCACAUGAUUUCCUACAUGGGAUUUCAAAACACACAAAAGAUACAUUAACCACAUAGUUACUGAAGGUUGAUAGCCUAAUAAUGGAAUAUAUGACUAAUCUAUCAAUACUAAUAACAUCUUCAUUAGGCUCACAAAUGCUCUUAGCAUAAGAUUGCUGACACAGACAAUAUAUACACUGCCUGUAUAAUAAACCAUUCAACCAGCGCUCCAAACUAGACAUCAGGUUAAAAUAUUGGGUUUUGGUAGAUAAGAUCUCUUGCACUGAACAACAGACCAGUGUAUUUCAUUAUGUAGAACUUGAAUUGAGAAUAUUUGCUAUUAAAAUGUUUCUAUUUAAUCAGUAAGGGGUUGGGGUGUACAUCUGCAUAAUGUAAAGCGUUUGUAUUUCUAAAGUCCAUUUUUAGACCAGACUACUUAUCUCAGUUAACACGGUAAAGAGGAACCAGCCAAGCAAAGACUUUAAAUUCCUCCUAUAGUGAAGUAGUCAAUGUAGACAUGAAGCUGUAUUUACACACUGCAACACUGCCAUACCAAUGCAUACUUUUGAUCUACAAACACAAACCUAUCCAAGAGGUGGAGUGAAGCAUGGAACAGUGCAGGCCACAAUUAUGCAACAGGGAGACUCCUCCCUCUUCAAUGGUGCCAUAUUUAAGGGAUCAGAGUGUUUACUAAACGUUUGCUAUGGGAAUUGCAUGUUUUUUCCACAGUUGUUCUUUUUCUUAGCAGCAAACCACAGUACAGUAUAUCAUAUACUCCAACAUCUUGCAAAAUAUAUGUCAAAUUAAGUAGAAAGAUGUUCAGUAGUGAAUGCAACUAACCAACAUUAGUGCUGAGGUUGGUUAUUGUUUGAAGUUAGUGCUUGUAUAAGAAGAGGUUCAAGAUGCUAAAAUAACUGCCUGUGUGAACAUACGAUGUGCAUUGUUCACACAACUCAGUCUAUGUUGGAAGAAUGCCAGCUGUUUGCUUUGAUUUGUCAUGCCCCAUCUGUCGACCAACACAGGUACAUAUUCUUAUGUUCCCUUUCAAGUUAUGUAUUCUAGCUGAGCUUUUCUGGAUGAUCCUUACAAAAAGAACCACAUAAAUAAACAAAUAAAAAGUAAUUAAAUAUGUUCUCUCUUUGAGUUUUGUGCUUAUAUGUUUUGUUUGAGUGAAUCAUUUAUUGUUUUUUAUCUCUCACAUACACACUUCUAUCUGAACAGCGCAUGUUUUUAAUGUUUAUUACAUCCACAUACUCUCUGCAUUCGGCUUGAUGCUCUGGCCCUGUUCCCAUGGAAACCAUCUGCACAGGAGGACACAUCAGAACAUUGGAGGCAAAAAUGACAUUCAUACUGGCACACAUGUAAUCAGAUGAUUGUGUCAGACCACCUUGAGAGAGGAGAGUCAGUCAGAGGAAUCUGAUAAACAUAUACACAUUAAGCUUAAGCAGUAUCCAGACGAAUACGAUAUGACCUCAGAGGUGCUGCACCUGAAAACAAACAGAGAAACUCUCCCACACAUAGUCACACAAACACACCUACAACGGUUGAGUCACUGUUAAAGUUACAAGAAACCCGCAGUAGUAGUAAAUGUUCCUGAAAAAUACAUGUGGAGGCUGUGAGACAAGCAAAGCAUAUGCCCUGUAUUAACCCAUUGAACUUGGCAAGAUAGGUUCUAUUGUUUAGCUGUCACUACCAUCAGCCUAUCCAGAUGAUUUAGUGGUUCAGUGUAUAUGGCACACUGACAAUGGGCCAAGGCCAGGGGACUACUAGGGCCCUGAUGUACAGCUACUGCAGCAUAACAAGGCCUGUGAAGCAUUGGAGUAUAAUUGAUCUGUGUGGCAAUUACACUGUUUGUAAAUUAGCUAGUUAAUCUCAUUUGCGUGGCUGGUUCCAUAAUAUAUAUUAUUUUGAGUGU
Molecule: messenger RNA, 5693 nt
Organism: Salmo salar (Atlantic salmon)
Lineage: Eukaryota; Metazoa; Chordata; Actinopteri; Salmoniformes; Salmonidae
Product: voltage-gated potassium channel KCNC1
Biological process (GO): protein homooligomerization; potassium ion transmembrane transport; action potential
Cellular component (GO): axon terminus; neuronal cell body membrane; presynaptic membrane
Molecular function (GO): delayed rectifier potassium channel activity; protein binding
Source: RefSeq, a predicted model, not a curated record